GUCGCAUUUCCGCAGUGUCCAUCGCUUCGGAUGUUUAGUACAUUUUGGAAAGUCAUUUAAAAAGAAACAUGUUUUUUGUCAAUAAUCUGCGUAGGGCCCGCGUUUGUUUUAUUUCUAAAGUGGUCAGUCAGACACGCAUUGUUGCUUCACCAAGUGGAUACACUCCGAUGUUUUGUUUCGGCGGACUGACUGGAAAUCAGCUGCAUGCGGUCAGAAGGACACAGCUUCAUCUGAAACCAAAGGUGCAGCCUCACGCUCCCUCCACCUCUUGCCUCUCCACCACAUCUCGAUCUGAUGACGGCAGUCUGAUUUACACUGGCAGUCUUGGAAGGGCAGUCCGUGGGGUUAAAAUGUUCUCUUACAGCACCAGUGGAGCCAGUCUCUUUCUCAUGCCGCAGAUCCUCUUCAAGACCGGACUGGGAGUCCAGAGCCUCACCGUGCAGCUAGCUUUCUGCGGCGUUAUUGGCUUUUUCACCUUCCUCACCCCUGUGCUCCUCCACCUCAUUACCAAGGGCUAUGUGAUCCGUCUGUACCACAACCCAGACAGAGACAUUUACACCGCCAUCACCUACAGCGUCUUCCUCACUGAGCACAGGAUGGUCUUCCAUCAGAAUCAGGUCAGGAUACCAAAUGUCAGCAAGAUGUUCACCACGUUCUAUGCCAACGACACAGGGCUGCUGGUGAACCCUGACCUAUUCCCCUUCCCUCAGGACUACAACCAUCUUAUGGGCUAUGAUAAGCCCUUUACCUUCAGCAUGGAGGACACUGACAGACAGUGAUUGAUAAAAUGAUAUAAUAAAAUGAUGGUGGCGAUACAACAGACCUUGCGGAACACACGCAAAACAAUUUUGCUGUUGUUUUUGGGGGGAACUACACAGUGUGCACAAUUAUUAGGCAAGUCAAUGGGGCAGAAAAGAGAUUUAAGACUCUAAGAAGUCAAGAACUGUAAAGCAUCUUUCAUAGGGAUGCAGCACUCUUGAAAUUGCCAAGAUAUUAGGACAUGACCACAGAGCCAUUACAUGUUUUGUUGCAAGUGCACAAAAGGGUCGCAAGAAACGUGUCGAGAGAAAAACAUGCGAAUUAACUACCAAAUGUUUGAGAAAAAUCCAACCUGAAGCUCCCAGGAACCCAUCCUCCUCCAGUGCUGUCAUGUUCAGGACUGAAAUCUACUUGGAGUGUCCAGAAGUACGGUACAUGGUGUUCAGUGCUCAGGGACAUGGCCAAGGUAAGAAAGGCUGAAACCCGACCACCACUGAACAAGACACACAAGUUGAAAGGCUAUGACCAUGAAAUAUCUGAAGACAGAUUUUAUGAACGCUUUAUGGACUGGUGAGGGAUGGGCCCGUGGCUGCAUCAGCAACGGGCAGAGAGCUCCACUCCAACUCAGACGCCAGCAAGGCAGAGGUGGAGUACUGGUAAGGGCUGGAGUUAUUAAAAGAUGAGCUUGUUGGGCUCUUUGAAGAUUGACUCAAACUCAAUUACCAAACCUACUGCCACUUUUUUUUAACACAGUGGUACAGGAAAAAUGUGCAUCUUUCAAGAAGAGCAUGAUUUUUAUACAGGACAAUGCUCCAUCUCACACAUCCAAGUACUCUACUGUGUGGCUAGCUGAUAAAGGUCUUAAAAAAUAAUGACAUGACGUCCUUGCUAACCUGACCUCAACCCUAUUGAGUACUUGUGGGCCCUUAAACGUAAGAUAUUGUAAGUGAAAAAAGGUCCACCUAUCUGAACAGUGUCUGGGAGGCGUUGGUUGCUGCUGCACAAAAAGUUGAUGGUGAACUGCUCAAGAAACUGACAGACUCCAUGGAUGGAAGGCUUUUCCUUGUUAUUGAAAAGAAGGGUGGCUAUUUUUGGAAAUCUCAGAAAUAUUUAUUUGUAAAGUUUGUGUUGUUUAUCAUUCUGGCUUAAAAAAAUGAAAAUAAAGUUGUGAGAUGGGACUAUUUUUGUUUUUCUUUGAGUUGCCUAAUAAUUGUGCACAAAGAUAUUCUCAACAAAUGCCAAAACCUCACUUUUUGAAUUGACCAAGAGCACUGUUAUUGUUAAACAACAAAACUAUUAAUAAUGGAAAUUGCCUAAUAAUUGUGGACACACUGUACUAGGGCUGCAGCUAAACAUUAUUUUCUUAGUCAAUUAAUCAGGAACUUAUUUAGGCUGGGGUCGGCAACGUUUUUGCCAUUUUGCCUCCUCUUCCAGUAAAGAAAAACUAGUCAGCAGCCGCAAAACAUGACACAGCUUCUAAACCUUUAAAAGUUAAAAUGUUUCUAAUUUGUACCUGUUCCGACAGAGCAGAAAGGGCAUGUGUAGGCCUAAUUUGAAAUAACAGAAAUGCUGAAAUAUGUAUGCCUUUUUGAGUGGUUCCCGUAUUUGUGUCAAAUUAAAACUAAGUAGCCAGCUUUAACAUUAAAAAGCCCAUCAGAAUAUCGUUUACGUCACUUGACUCAUCACAGGGAAUUCAAUAUGCUCGUGCUGAAUUAAUGCAGGGGUGUCCAAAGUGCGGCCUAUGGGCUGUUUGUGGUCUGCAGCUGCCUUUUUAUUGGCCCUCAGCACGUUGUAAAAAUUCAAUUAAACAAGAAAACAAAAAAAAAAAAAUCAAAAGAGCAGUAGUUUCACAAGAAUAAAGUCAAUAUAAAGAAAAAGUCAUAAUAUUAAGCGGGAAAAAAGUUGUAAUUUUAUGAGAGAACGAAAUCUUAAUAUUAUCCAUCCAUCCAUCUUAUACUAUCCAUCUACUAUUGAAAUAACAGUCCUCUGCAGAAAUCUGAAAUCCAUAAGCAAUAAUGUAAUUCAUCAGAAACAAUAGGGUGAUCUGAAAACUGAAAAAAAUCUAUAUUAAUGAAUACCUCCCAAACAUAAGUUCAGCACAAACACAAGCAAUAAUAUGACAAAAUAUCACCCCUUUCACUACACAAAAGGUACGAAGAGUGACAAGAAAAAGUAAUAAUUUAAAACAAUAGUCUGACAGAAGUGUGGGUUAUGGAAUCAACAUGAACAGAGGAAGAAUUGGCACGGGGUGAGUUGAGGACAGAAAAAACUAUAAGAAAUGCAAUAAUACUUACUUGUGCGCUAGUACGGUACUGAUGUCUGUCUGAAUCUGUGUCGUGUGGAUUGUAAACGAUAUACAGCCAUUAACGAUGCUGCAACGAUUUCAUGCAUUUAUGGAUAUACUGUAGCUCGAAGUACAGUAUUUUUAGACGUGUGCUAACAAUAAAGAUGACUACUUCAUUCAGAAAUAUCUAUGAAUUAUUCUUCUCAUGGCUUCUAAAAGAAUGUUGCCGAGUUAUUGUUCUUGACUCUAGAAACCCGCACACGUGUAUAAAGGUAAACUUCAGCUGGCUGACUUUUUCAUACAACUUCUCUCUGUUAGCUAGCUCGACCUACCUAACAAGCAAGUGUAGCAUUUAGUUAUCAGGCUCCUCUGUUAUUGAACUAUCUCCUCGACUCAAUCUGGAGGGCAGACACCCUCUCUAUAUUUAAAAGUAAACUCAAAACCCACCUUUUUGCUAAGGCAUAUAAUUAGAAGUGACACCUGAUACACUGAUAUACUCCGCUAUGUUCCUUGGACUAAGAUGAAGACUCUCCUGUUUUCUGGCUUCAUCUAUAUCCUUCUACUCUAUUUUUCUAUCUCAAUGCAACCAGUCGAGACAGAUGGCCGCCCCACAAACCGUGGGUUCUGUUUCACGUUUUUUCCCCCAGAGGGAGUUUUUUCAUUGUUUUCAUUUAUGAGUGUGACAUUCAUGUGUAGAGUACCAUGAGAUAACUGUUGUUGCGAUUCAAUUGACUGAGACGAUAUUGCACCAAGACACCACAUGGACACCAUUUUCCUGUUUUGCCACAAUAUUUCUUGAAUUCAAUAGUGUUUCUCGCCUUCUUUAUCAAAAUGAACUUUCUUUGGCUUAAUUUUGGGUUACAGUAUUGAGGUGAGAAGCAAUUGAAUAUUGAAUUCAAAAAUCAACUCCCGUCAAAACAAGAAGGUGGUGGUGGUUGAUCUCACUGCCACAUUGUGUCUUUGGGGACAGUUGUCAAGAAUCACGUCUUCAAUGAAGGUAAUAGUAACAUCUUGUGGAAAAUUUCCGUUAGCACUGGUGGGGAGAAGAAAUAAACUGCUCAACGACAGAUCUAUCUUUUUGGGUAUUUAUUCUGUAGAAGGGGAAGACAGUUGGAACAGACAGUUGAGUCUGCCGCAAGUGUCCCCCCAAAGGACAGGACAGGAGCAUAGUUAUACAAACAUGAUCAGGACCUGUUGAUGUGGAAACGCCAUUGGAGAAACUUGUUUUGGGGACAGAACGGCUCAAGCCACAAGCAAAUAAUCAUAGCAAAGCAUCGUUUGUUCUGCUAGCAAAUCAGUCUGACAUUAGUGCAUGUUAGCAGAAAUACUGUAUUUGUUCAAAUCUGUUGACCUAAUGCUAAAAUACAAGAUUUCCAUCACAAACCUUAAAUGUUCAUUUAUCCCUUUCAUUCAUUUAUAUGUACUGUAUUUACUGUAGAUGCAUUUAAUUUCUUUUUCCUGCAUGUAAAAUCAUAAUUGUAAAGCUUUAAGAAUGUGUUUUGGGUUAACAUUUUUGGCUUUCUGGAACAGAUUCGUUGGAUUUACCUGAUUUCUGAUGGGAAAAAUGAUUUCGGUCAGAAUCAGACCUUCUGGAAUGAUUUAAUUACGCUAACCAAGGUUCCGCUGUAUGUGCAUAUUUAAGCAAUUUUUAAUUUUUUUUCCUAAAUUAAGUCUUUUCAAGUAUAAAAAUGACAGAAGGAAGUAAAAUACAAAUACAAGGCAUUCAGGAGACAUAUUCAAAGACGUUGUGAUGAUUUGUAGUAAUCUACACAAGUCACUAGGUGUCAGUAAUGUUAUUGUAAUGUUGGGUGAGACACAAGUACCAGACUUGAUCGCCCGAACAACAGGCUUUUAUUGCAGUUUUGAAUGAUUUCACAACAGGCACAAUAACCCAUGCACAAUAACAGCCCCUAAACACGGGCUCUUGCAGCGAUAACCCAAGCCAACUCAACUCUGAACCCCUGACGUCACUUCCUGUCCGCCCCCUACUCAGCUCCCCUAACACUGAAGCACAUUUACAGCAAUACACACAAGCACCAGUCUUAUUUAUGUCUAACUUUACAACUAUUUAUAAAUAAGGAAUCCUACUUGGCGGUAAUUCACUUAUCACAGUUGGGUAUGGAACCAAUUAACCACAAUAAACGAGGGAUUACUGUAAAUGUGUAUAUUUUAUGUCCAGACUUUCGGGUCACCCUGUGUAAUUAAAGAAAAAACCCAAAGUGAUGGCGGCAUAGCAAAUAUUGGUUUUAGUCGGACGUCCAACAGCAGCAACACUUCAACUUUAUUAUCACCUUUUGAAAUUUUUAUUAUCAAUAUUCACCUGAUAAUUUUGUAAAUAUUUUUUUUUCAUCUACCAAUUAAAAAAACAAAAUAAACAACUAUGGGAUGCAAACGGCCCAUGGGCCAGACUUUGGACACCCAAGCUCUAGUAUUAGUAGUAAUAAUAAUAAUAAUAGCAACGCACACACAUAUAAUAAAAAAAAUACAUAAUUAAAUGAAAUAACAUCAAAUUAACAAAAAUGUCAUGAUAUAUUAGAGAAAAUAAGAUGUCCUGAAUAAGUAGGUUUUGAGUGUGGAUUUUAAGAGAGGAAGAACUUAUGUUGCAGAUGCCCGGUUUGAGAGAGUUGCAAAGUUUGGGAGCAGAGCGGCUGAAAGCUCUGCAGCGGGUGGGACGGUGAAGUGGACGGAGGAGGAGGAUCUGAGGGAGCUAGAGGUAUAAAAAAAGGUGUAAAAAAAACGUGACAGUUUGAAUUUUUUCACAAAAAAUUAGAUGAACACUUUCUGCUCCUUACAACUGAGCAAGCGCCAACAAAAAUAAAUACGGGAAAAUAAGUUCUUUCCAAAAUUGCCUAUACCGUCCAUGCGCUUUCCACACUGUGCGAGAGAUAGUAUACAACCAGGACAGCAUUUUUAUUUACCGUAGUUCUUUUUUUGGACGUACACAUUUUAUAGCUUCAACAGUGUUUAAAACUACACAAUGAUCAAAUGCUCAACAUGACAAUUACUAGAGAGUGGAUUCAUCUGCAGUUGAACAUCACGAAAUACAGCUAUAUAAACAAUACAAUUAUUACAUUUUGAAUUUUUAUUAAAGGAUGACUUUUGCAAAGCUUCAAGACUGGGGUGUCCAAACUUUCUUCCGAGGGCCACAUACUGAAAAAUCUAAGGAUGUGAGGGCUAUUUUAAUACUUUUCAAUUAGCAGAAAGGGCUAAAGCCAAUCCAAGAUCAUUUAUACAUAUGGAAAACAUUCUGGUUGUUGGUAUUAACAUUUAAAUUCUGUCCUUUCUUUUUGUAGCUUUUUGACAUUUUUGAAUGUGCCAAUGGGCCACAAAUGGCCCCCGGGCCGUUCUUUGGACACCCAUGCUUUAAAAGUUGUACCAGUACACUCCAGAGAUUAUGACAAUUUUAUUUGGAGGCAUAAAUCAGAAUAAUACAAUGAAAAGCUUUUCCCUGUUUGGAUGACAGCCUUACUUUUUCUUUAAGUAAGUAAAAUAUACAGUACGUUGAUCACGCUAAUUAAUAAAAAAAAAUAACAGGUGAAUAAAUACAAAUUCUGUAGUAAUAGAACUUAACCCCCCCGGCCCCCCAAAACAAACAUUGUUAGUCAACGUGAUUUGUGUUGAAUUGUUGAGCUAUGAUGAUUGACUGCCACCUACAGGACAACGUUAGCGCCACCAGAUGCAGGCCUAGCGCUCCAUCCUGCACGUGCAUACAGUACUUUCGGCACAUUUCAAAUGUGGCAAUACUGUAUCUAAAGUGCUAUUUACUUUACAAUUUCUGUUAGGUCCGACUUCUACCACUUGAUUAUGUUUUCACAAGAAAAUGGUUGCAUUUCCGAUGAGCCCUAUCGCCACUUGUUACUUUUCGUUUACUUUCGGCAGCCAAGCGGGGAUAUUUUGUGUCUUAUGCUGGCCUAAGACUAAAAGGUUCAGUUUGACUGGUCUUUAACAACAGUGUUCCGUGUACUUUUUAAGAGUACUUUUCCUUACUAGUACAAUGCAGUUGUACAAUAGAUACCAGCUACUUAAAGACCUAAGCCUUUUUUCUGACAAGAAACGUUCACUUUUACUAAAGUCAAAUGCAGUUUGCUUUUUGUUGUACAGGAUGCCCCAACGCCUAACGUUUGCAAUAUAAAUAAAUACUAUAACAUGAAUACAUAGAAUGUAUGAAUAUAAUUUCAUAUUUAUAUAUUUACAUUUUAUUCAGAUAUUUUAAAAACUAUUUUCAAAUUAAUUACAUGUUUAUUUUAAUGAUUUUCAAUAAUUUCAGUUUUCAUUUACUAAGAAUGAAUUUCCCUGUUUCUGUAAUGUACAGUAAGUACAUGAUAUGUGCAAACUGCAUGUCCAGACUUUAGGGACACGCUGUCUAUGUAUUGUCAAAUAUGAUAGCAAUGACCGAAACCUAAAGGUAAAAUAAUAAAAUAGUAAACAUAAGACAAAAUCAAACUAAGCCUGUUGACUUUCCUCAUUUCAACCAAGCAUGCAUGCGAUCAACUUAUGGUGAUCAUCUGUACAAAGAAAUGAAUUCUGUGAGCGGUAUAGAAAUGAAUGGCUGGAGAUUAAGACAACUGCUUGUUAGUCAUUUUGUUGUUACUGACUGUUGUUUUUUUGUCUGCUUGCCUCUAAUUUGGCAGGUGAUAUCAAGUCAGUUGGAAAACCGCUCGUAGUACCGAACGCAGUGCUUUUGAGAAAACUACAGUGAACAAGGCUGACAGAUUAUUUCCCUGUUUGCCAUCACUGGAAGUUUGCAUGGAUCACCAACUUCACACAGAUCAUUAAAAAAUAAUGAAAUAAUGAAGUCCUGCAGGUCACUUCCACACAUACACAGUACACAGAUAGCUGAAUAAUAAACAAUAAAUAUAGCAACUUCUAAUCAAUCCAUGUCAAUGUCAGACUUAAAAUAAUGUACAGAUUUAAGCCCCACCCAUUUGCGGUUAAACCACGCCCACUCUCGGUUUCUGCCCCGCCCACUCCGAGUACAGAUACGACACAGAUAGUUUAAAUGGGUGAACAGAAGUCAAACAAUGAUUGCUAAUCUAGCUAUACAGAUGAACUCAGAACAUUUGAUUGAGCAUGCAUAGCCCCGAAAAUUUGCAGGUUUGUAGUAAAAAAAAAAAUCAUAUUCACCAUAAGUGGGUAGUAUGUUAUGAAUACGUGAUAAUACAGGUAAAAUGUACAGCAUACAUGUACCGGUGUUUAAAAAAAGCCCACAAUUUUUACUUUCAUGACUUUACUUGUUUUUUUUUGUCAAGUGCUGAGAUUACGCACUUUGUUCGGCGGUCUUUGCACACACCAGUCAGUAGUUGGGUGUUUAGAGUCCAUCUGUUCAUGGAUCAAAUUACAGUAUCAUUCACUCGCUUAAAACGUGUAAAAAGUUCCAUGUGUUGAAUUGGGCUGCAUGAUGGCGUAGUGGUUAGCAUGUUGGCCACACAGUCAUGAGAUCUGGGAGAAGAUGGGGCGGCAUGGCUCCGGUGGCAGAGUGGUCGUCUCCCCACCUUAGGCUUGCAGGUUUGAUCCUCAGUCCUCCCGUGAUCCAUCCUUGGGCAAGAGUCUUUACAGGUGCUCCUGAUGCUGCGUCAUCAGUAGGUGAAUGUGCUAACAGUGUCAAAGCGCUUUGAGAUGGAAAAGCGCUAUACAAGUGAAAGACCAUUUACCAAGAACUGGGUGUAGUUUGUUCUUCCUGUACUUGGGUCUUCUCCGGGUACUAUGUUUUCCCCGCACAUGCACAAAUAUGCAUGUUGGGUUAAUUGGAGACUCUGAAUUGUCACUAAGUAUGAAUGUACUGUAAGUCUGCCUAUACUGUUGGCUGGCGACCUCUUGCCCAAAGUCAGCUGGGACAGGCCCCGCAGCCCAAUCAGCUAAAAGCUCCAUAAAAUUGAUUGAUUCAAAUCACAAGCACCUAAAUGGACAAAAAACAAGCCAACAGUCAGAAAUCCAGCAUAUAUCAUGAAUAAUUUCAUAAAACAAAAUACUAAUGUGACAAACUUGCCCUAUCUUGAAAGCUAACACUUACAAUAGUAAAAGUAUCAUUCCUCUACCAGUAACUCAAGUAUUAGCGUUUACAUGCACCAAGUUAUUAUUUAUUCUUUUUGGCUGAAAAGACAUUAUCAGUAUAAAGACAUAAACAUGUAAGCUGUACAUGUUACCUGUAUAAUCACCUAUUUGUAAAUUACUGUCAAUUAGGGUGAAUGAGAUAUGAUCCGGAAAAAACAGACUAAAAAAAACAACCAUUUUUCACAGCUGUGAAUGAAUGAAUGAAAGAAUGCACGGGGAUCCACUGUAUUGUUACAUUGUUAUAUUUAUACAGUAAUCCCUCAGCACUGAAUUUCGUGACUUCACUCUAUUGCAGUUUUUGAAAAAUAUAUUGGCAAAUCACUGGUGGUUGAAUACGGCCUGUUUGUAAAAAAAAAAAGAAAAAAAAAGCAUAUUUAAGCAAAUGUUCCUUUUUUCCCCUCCAGAUAAGAUAUGCCUUUAUUAGUCCCACAUGGGGAAAUUCCAGAAUGAAGCAUUUCCAAACAUAUAAAUGGCUAAAUGAAUAAAAAUACAAAGAUAAGGCAUUCAGAAGCAGUUAUGUAGUAUUGUACACUGGUCACUAGGUGUCAGUAAUGUUACUGUAAUGUUGGAGAGACACACAAGCACCAGACUUGAUCGCCGAAAAAAAAGCUUUUUAUUGCAGGUUUGAACGAUCUCACAACAGGCACAAUAAUCCCUAACACAAGCUACUGUUGCGGCCGUAACCAGUGCCAAGCUAAAACUCAACUCUGAACCCCUGAUGUCACUUUCUGUCCGCCCCUGCACCCAGCUCCCCUAGCACCGGAACACAUUUACAGCAACACACACAAACACCAGUCUUAUUUAUGUCUUAUUUUCUCUUAUUAUGUCUACUAUAUAGGGUAAUAUGAGUGUAAAGGUGACUCUAGGCGUGUUAUUUCAUGUCUAGAAGGCUCUAAUAAUGUUAAAAAUUGUAUUUAGAAGGUUGUAAGCCAGUUUUCUAUGCUCCAACUACAAAAAUAUUCCAUUUAUAAAGAAGGAAUCCUACUUCGCGGAAAUGAAUUUGUCACAGUUGGGUCUGGAACCAAUUAACCGCCAUAAACAAGGGAUUACUGUAUUUAUAUAUUGUUACAGUAUUUACAAACUCAGGGAAUAAGGGCUUUGGGGGCAAAUGGAUUUAAAUGAAAGCCAAUAGUAGUUUUUUCUUUUAUUUUUGCACUAUUGACUCAAACAAUUGCAUGUAAGAAAAUUGGUAUCAUUAUGGGAAUCAGCAGUACCGGCCCUGUAUUUGCUUGGUAUCAAAGUGAUACCAACAGUUCCCGUAUUACCCAACCCUUUCAGAAACCUGCUGGCCUUGACAGUGCAGAUAAAAGAGACAUGAAAAGAUCAACAGACAUGCUGGUAGAAAUAGAGUCACUCUCCCAGGACCGGCGGGAAGAGAAUCAGUCGAGCGCUUCACAUUCCUGCCUCCGACCCUUUUCACCCGCCAACACGUCACUCUGUAAAACGGUACGGCAGCUGUUGGCGUCCAUCAGCUCAAAGUGCGUCGACAAACAUAUCCAGUGCACAACGCACACACCCACAAUCACACACAAAUGUCAGAACCACCGAGAUACACACAAACCUGUGUUCAAUCCUAGUACACUUGUGUUGAUAUUUUGUGAUAGACAGUUGGUAAGCAGUUUCACACAUAAAAUCACAAUAUCUGCAAGGCUGCCAUACUUCCCAGCUGGCAUAACAAACGGCCAGAAUGGUGCCGUGUGAUUGUGAGGCGUAGUCUGACUGGUAAGUCAUUGAAAAAGCACAUUUAAUGGUAGGACACACUGAAGCAAUAGCAAGCAGAAGUGUGUUUCUUCUAAAAGGCAAAUUCAAAAAGGGUCUUCAUAUAAGCUGGAUGAGGCACAAACUUUAUUGCAGCAUUGGAAACGUUUCAAAUUUCAAGAGGUGCUGGGUGGAAAUGGAGCAUUAUAGAUGAACCAUAUUCAAAAGACUGCAAAGGCGACGGAAAUUGUAGCCCUCACACUCACUCACAUUCAUGGUCCAUGUGUGCGCUUGUUUCGAAACCUGAUCGAGAACCUAACGCUGAGGCUCAGGUGUUGUUUUCUCUCUCGUUGCCAACCAGAGACCACUUGCUUCAACUUUCACUGCCUUCUAAGUGGAGGCACAAAUCAUCCCCAGUCCAAUCAGGUUGCGCCGAACACCCAAGAGUCAUCUCAUCCAUCCAGAAAUGAUGGUGGUGGUGUUGGUUUCGUCUUUCUCUCCCACGUCUUUUUUUCCUCUUGCUCCACAUUCUUUUCUCGCUUCCUUGGCUCAUCUAUUUUCAGUCCUCCAUUUUGCACGUCUGCCAUUCAGACGGGAGCCACGUUUGAAAGGUCCCUGGCCGAUGGAGAGAAACUUGGGCGUGAAGUUUGGGUAAAUCUGAAAGGUCAAACAAGUUGUCAAAAGGAGGAAGUCCAUUAGGAAUUUUCAGUGUAUGUUUAUAUAUGUUGUGCGUACAGGCAAAUACGGGAAUUUAUAAAUGAAGUGAAUUAAAGUGUCUAACAUGACAAGUUAUUUGUUAUUUUUGGUCAUUUUGUCUGAGUUGAGUAAUACUGCAGAGAAAAUAAGUGUUUGAUCCCCUGCUGAUUUUGUACAAAGAUAUGGACAGUCCAAAACGUUUAUGGUAGCUUUACUGUACCUGAGCGGGACGGUUCCCCUUCUGCCCUCCCCUACCUUUCAUUCCCUUAUUGCAGUGUCCUGAUGUACAACUCUUGAAAAGGUCCCGAUGUGGAAUCAUCGCUGCGUAGGCCCGCCUGAAGGAACCACCACCAGUUUAGAUUGUUUCUUCAUGUUUUAUGCCACUUCUGUUGACCUCCUGCUUUUCCUGCACUUUUUGCAGCGUGAUUCACCUUCUUCCCUGCCUGACCCCGUUGCUUCGUUCGCUGCCCAGUCUUCCCUGCACUCCCCAUCGAGGAGUCCCUCCACCCCUGUUGACAUACUCUAAGUAUCAAUAAAUUCUAGUCUUUUGCUCACACUAAGGUGUCUCCAUUUUGGAGUUCAGCAAACCAGCCAGUACCAAUCCCUGCCAGGGACAGAAUGUAAAAAAAUGUCUGUAUUUGACAGAGAAAAAGACAUAUUUGAUCCCCUACUGAACAGUAAGCACUGUGACCUCCAACAGAGCGGUUAUGUGUCCAUGAAACACACAAAUGAGUCCUGUCCCCCCAAGAACGUACGCUAAUCUCAAGUCAUUACGCAGAUAAAAGACACCUGUUACUCAAACACUCUGUUUCAAUCAAACGUCUGCACCACCAUGGGCAAGACCAAAGAGCUGACCUCAUCAUUUGUAGACCUCUGUACAAGACUAGAAUGGACUAGAAGCGCAUGAAGAAUAAGUUUGGUGUGAAAGAGAGCACUAUUGGUGCAAUCCUUGAUCAAUGGAAGAAAUCCAUCACCUUGGGUCUGGGGCUCCAUGCCAGAUUUCACCUGGUGAGGUAAGGAUGACUUUGAGAAAAGUGAGGGAGUAAACCACAAUGACAAGGGAGGAUAUGGUUGAUGAUGUCAAGGGAGUUGGGAGCGCAGUCAGCAGGAAAAGCAAGAGCAAAACACUUUGCUGUAAUGAAUUUAGAUCCUGCAGUGCCCGCAAGAUCCCCCUGCUCAAGAAGACACAUGUACAGACCCAUCCGAACCUUGACACAUGACAACACACAAGGCUUAGGAGAGAGAAGAAUUUGAGUUCACCAACAGCAUCCUGACUAUCAAACAUGGAGGUGGAACCCAAAAAUCCCUCCUGAGAUGUGUGCAACCCUGGUGAGCAACCACAAGAAACGCCUGACCUCUGUGGUUGCCAAUAUAUACGACUAAACCACCUUAUGUAUUGGGAUCAAAUACUUAAAAAAUACUUGUACAGAAAAUAGAUUUUUAACCUUUAUUUAAUGUUAUUUUGUCUGCAUUUUUUCUACAUUCAUCCCUGUGAUCCAAUAAUCCCUGCAUAAAAAAUCAGGACUGUCCAUAUCUUUGUAAGGGGCUAAACCAAUGGUUCUCAAUUAUUUUCUGUCAUGCCCCCACUGUGGGACAGAAAUAUUUUCGUGACCCCUGAUUUGAAAUACUAUUGAGAAACUGCUAAUAUUUAUUUAUUUAUCUGUACUGUACAGACUGAACUCAAAACUCAAACCAGCGAAAUGCAACAAAAUGGAGAGCAGUGAAGCAUACAAGCAUAUUCAAGUGUCAAAUUGCAUGCUGAGUACGACAAAGUCAUACAUGUUGGCAGGUCUGCACUAAUAUUGAAAGUGCUCCCUCUCUGUCAUGCCCUCACAGACAGUUCACCGCUGCCCCCCCACAGGCUACUAAGUUUCUACUGUAUAUAGUUAUUAGUGUCUGACCCAUGCAUAAAGUAAAAAGAUGUGGGUCAUAGUUAAGCUUGGUGGUCAUGCGGGUUUAAGGUAUGGCUCUGCAGGGGUUUGAACAGGUGAUACUUUAAUGCUAAUCCACCACAGCAGAAUCAUAUUGGACAUUUAACAAAUAACAUUUAAAAUGUGCUAUUUGAAGGUCCUGUUUUCAAACUUCAAAUAUACUAUGGUGUGAAAAAGUGUUUACC
Dunckerocampus dactyliophorus (ringed pipefish) is the source of this 13604-nucleotide messenger RNA. RefSeq names its product transmembrane protein 70 (gene tmem70). NCBI's taxonomy places the organism in Eukaryota, Metazoa, Chordata, Actinopteri, Syngnathiformes, Syngnathidae. Gene Ontology annotation, cellular component: mitochondrial membrane. Gene Ontology annotation, biological process: mitochondrial proton-transporting ATP synthase complex assembly. The coding region runs from base 69 to 779 and encodes 236 amino acids. The transcript is spliced from 3 exons. The record is from RefSeq and is a predicted model, not a curated record.